AUGGAAAAAGCCUUUUACUUCAUCGAUGGCAUCCAGCCUGACAGAGCAUCCAAGAAGCAGAUGCGCCGUCAUGUCAUGAAGGGUAAGAAUGCUGGGAAAAGGCUUCAUCGAGCGUCGAGAACAAAUCGAUCGACAGACUCGCAUCAGCCACAAGCUUUCAAAGCUCCGGGCCUUUCUCGCAAAGGAAGCGUGGUUUCAUGUCCUGUCGAUAGGAAAUUCGGGGAUGCAAUUGCCACGGGCUGUCUUUCUACGGUGGAUGUCAACCCACGGUCCCUCAAGAUCAUCAACCAGUUCUUCGAUCUGACCUCAGAACGCCUAUACCCCACUACCCUUGGCUUUUCGUUGUCCGAAGCCAAGCUUCUGUGGCUCCGGUUGCUCUUUACAGAUGAGGCUGCCUACCAUUGCAAUAUCAGUUUGAUGCAGGCUUGCAAUGAAAUCUACCUAAAUAAUGGCAGCAGCACCGCUAAAGCACUGUAUCACCUAUCCCAAACUUUUGUCCAGAUUCAAAGGAGGCUCGCAAGCCCUGAUGCUCUCUCGGAUUCCACCAUGGGACUGAUAGUAUCUCUCAUCACGCAGGAGCAAAUAAGGAACCAAGGCGCUGCUGCUGAUGUACACGCUAAGGGAUUGCAAAGGAUGGUGGAACUUCGAGGGGGGCUCGGUCAACUCAACCGUAUUCUCGUGUUGAGAAUCUGCAAGGCCGAUAUACUACUAUCUUUGCAGUAUGGAAAACCUAUAAUGUUCUUCCGAGAUAAUAUGGCUGCAGUAUGGAAUAAACUUGCCUCCGGAGGACAUCUCGACCACGCUCCAGAUAUGCCCUGCUACAAUUUGAGUCCGUAUCUUCAUGCCAUACUUUCGGACGUUAUGUGCGUUUGCUAUGUAUUCAACAGCAACAGCCGCCAUCCUAUUUUCGAUUUCCUGGACUUCGAGGAGGUUUAUGUGUCAAUAUGCUAUCGCCUCCUACGAUUUAUUUCGAUAAAUGCUCCAACGGGUCAGUUUGACUCGCAAACUGCGUGUCAUCUUGGGCUGCUCAUGUUUACCAUGACGACGUUUUUCCAAAUCGAUCAGACCCGAAUCAUAGACUUCAAGAAACUGUCUCUCCGCUUCCAGAAUUUUCUCAAUGGUGACCUAUGCGAACUGGAGAAUGACCUAAGUCUUUGGCUCCUUACUCUUGGUGGGAUAUGGUAUUCGAAGGACCUAAAUAGCGACUUGAUUGCUUCCAAAAUACGACUUUUGGUACAACAGCCAGAAAUUGGUAGCUGGGGCGAUUUUCGAGACUGUCUGGGGAGGUUCCCAUGGAUUCAAGCUCUACAUGACCAGCCUGCUCACAAGCUAUGGAACCAAGUACAACAGCCACAACAUACGAUUCCUCAGUUCAAUUAA
Molecule: messenger RNA, 1380 nt
Organism: Aspergillus ibericus CBS 121593
Lineage: Eukaryota; Fungi; Ascomycota; Eurotiomycetes; Eurotiales; Aspergillaceae
Exons: 4
Coding region: 1-1380 (459 amino acids)
Source: RefSeq, a predicted model, not a curated record